UUGAAUUUUGGUGAACAUUUCUUUGAGUCUUUCACAAUGCUUUAUGUUCUUCAUUUUUAGUUCUAUCUGGUUCUAAAGGUGAAAGAGAUCUUUGAUUUCUGUAUGGUUUUCAUACCAGAUAUUUCUUAUUUUAAGUCCAAAAAUUUAUAGGAUCUUUCCUGUAUGUAUAGUGUACAUUUCUCUCCAGAAAUCUUUUGGUUUUAAGUCCAAAAGUUUAUGCCAUUUUCCAAAAAUCACACACUAUUGGUAAACUGAGACUGCUUCAUUGGUGUUGUGGAAAGCUGAUGUGAUAUUCUACAGUGUCUAAGCUGAUGUUACAUAUGAGUAUAGGGUCUGCCUCAAUCUAAGGUGAUGGGAAUUUGAUUUUUCUGUGUGAUUUGAAGUUCUUUUGAUGCUAGGGUGUUGUAAAGGUGAUAGCGAAAGAUCUUAUAAGGACGAGGCAUCAGAUUGAAAAAUUUUACAAGCUUAAAUCCCAAUUUCAAGGUGUCUCGCUCAGAAUUCAGGUUCAUCAGCUGCACUUGAAAGUUACUACUUUUCUAUGGAUAAAUCUUGGAUUAGAAAGCCAAGGAACACGACGGAAUAUUUAUUUGGUUUAGAUCAAUUUUUAGAUUUUGCAUUUGCUAAUGCUGUUGUUGGAGAUAGAAUAAAGUGUCCUUGUCCUAAAUAUGGAUUCGCAGAGUGGCAGACUAAAAUUUAUGACCAUUGAGAAAGUUUCACGAGGAUAUGUGUAUCGCUCUAUUGCAAAGAAGUGGGAUGCAAGUAGGCAGAAGAUGUGGUAUGAGUUUAAAGACCCACUUAAAACCAAAGAUGAGAUUAUGGAUAAUGUUCCUGUAGGUAUUACUCGGGAUCAAUGGACUUCCUUUGUGAACUACCGUUAUAAAGAAGAAACUCAGAACAUGUGUAAAAGAAAUGCUGAAAAUUGGAAGAACCAAACAGUUCCACACACUGGUGGCUUCGAACCUAAUUUUAGAAGAAGGGCUGAAAUGGGAGUAAGCCUGGACGAGCACAACUUUAUCUUGCUACACAUACGAAACAAGAUGGAUCAUAUGCAAAUGAGGAGGCAAAAGAAAUGUCCAAGUGAUGCAGCUAGUGGACCCGUUUCACCGACGGAUGCAAGAAGAUCUUCUGGCGCUAGUAAUAGCGCCAAUCCCUGUGACCAUAGAGAUUCAUUUUAAUUGAAGUGGAUGUAUUAAGACAAUGUAAUAGCUUACUAAUAUAGACGGUUAACUAUGUUCUAAUUUAGCUUGAUGACAUAUGAUACUACUCUGUCAUAGUAUUUUUCACGGUUAAUGAAAUGUUGAUGUUUCUUAAUU
This is a messenger RNA of Nicotiana attenuata, 1313 nucleotides long. RefSeq lists its product as uncharacterized. The transcript is spliced from 5 exons. Lineage: Eukaryota; Viridiplantae; Streptophyta; Magnoliopsida; Solanales; Solanaceae. The coding region runs from base 666 to 1175 and encodes 169 amino acids. The record is from RefSeq and is a predicted model, not a curated record.